AUGGAAGGAUCAAUGGCCUCGGAGACCACCCAAGGGAUCGCCCCACGCGCGCUGCGGACGAUUUUUGCGCGCCAGGAGGCGCUUUCGCGCGAUGGGUGGCAUUAUACGAUGUCCUGCUCCGUUGUGGAGGUCUACAGCGACGAGGUGCGGGAUCUUUUGCAGAACCCUUCCCUUUACGACCUCAGCGGCCCCGCAGCAACCGCGAACUACCACACCAUCCGUCAUAACGAGCAAACAGGGGAGACGGUGAUCGGGAAUACGCGGACGAGGCGAAUCGUCACCAUGGACGACUUUCGCGCGGUGUACCGCCAGGCAACGCGGUACCGUAAAACGGCCAAAACCCAGCUCAAUGACCACUCCUCGCGCUCACAUUCGAUCUUUACCCUUCGGAUUGACGGCCGGAACGAAACGAUUCGUCAGCAAAGCAAAGGGGUGCUUUGCCUGGUGGACUUGGCCGGUAGCGAGCGCGUGAAUGAGUCGGGUGCUCAAGGACAGCAAUUCAAAGAGGCUGUGAGCAUCAAUCGUAGUUUGUUGGAUCUUGGGAAAUGUAUUAGCGCAUUGCGCAGUGGUGCCGUGGUGCCAUGGCGAAAUAGCCGUUUAACCUAUUUAUUACAGAAUUACCUCGGAGCAAAGGGAGCGAAGAUGCUGAUGGUGGUAACGAUAUCUAAUAAAAGUUCUUACUUAACAGAAAGUACGAACUCGCUACAGUUUGCGACGCGCGUGAAGGAUACGCUUAUCGGCUCCUCUGUGAGGCGGAUCUCAAACUAUUGA
Phytomonas sp. Hart1 is the source of this 771-nucleotide messenger RNA. The record is from the annotation of a GenBank genome assembly. NCBI's taxonomy places the organism in Eukaryota, Euglenozoa, Kinetoplastea, Trypanosomatida, Trypanosomatidae.